Amphimedon queenslandica is the source of this 2233-nucleotide messenger RNA. RefSeq lists its product as uncharacterized. Bases 110 to 2161 code for a protein of 683 amino acids. The record is from RefSeq and is a predicted model, not a curated record. NCBI's taxonomy places the organism in Eukaryota, Metazoa, Porifera, Demospongiae, Haplosclerida, Niphatidae. The transcript is spliced from 11 exons.
ACUGAUAGAGGCCGGACUAACCAAGAAGGCUCUCUCCUACUGCGAGUCUAUCAGCUGGUUUGUGAUUAGGAGUCCGUCCAGUUUUAACAGCACAUUUCUGCAGCUGCUGAUGGACUUCUCUGUUCGACUCCAUUAUGCCUCCUAUCCAUCAGGAGUGAUGGAGAAUGAGCUGCCACCUUGGAUACUGACCCUGGACCAAUCUGUUGGAGACAACAGCUUUAUGGGAGGAGUGUCCCCGGCUAAUGUCAUAUCUCGUGCCAGUCCCUCCCUCAGCUCAGCUGCUGGUUUAGCUGCAGCUGCUUCCCACCAGCCCCUCCUCCCCUCCUCUUACACCACUCAGGAGUACCUGCAGGUACCAGGGGGAGGGGCAGGGGGUGCGGCAUCAGUCCAGUAUCCUGUUCCUGAAGGAUAUUCAACGACUGUUGAACCAGUGACCGAGGUUAUCACUGGUGACGCUGGUGACACUGGUCAGUAUACUGGGUACACUGCUCCAGUGGGAUACGCUGUAGCUAGUGAAGACACAACAGAUUAUACUGGAUACGUACCACCGUCCAUAGCAGAUAGUAUGCCUCAGUCCACAGUAGCUAAUACUGGAGAGCAGCUGCCAGUACCUGCCGUUACUGCUACUGAUGCAACUGGUUUUCAAGGAGUUACUGAACCACCUGCAAACCCUAACCCUGUGGCAUAUAGUACAGCAGAGCAGGAGACACUACCUGACCAGUAUGGCUCUUUAAUGAACUACCAGCAACCAUGGGCCCAGUCUUGGGACACUGGUACAUCCACUAUACCAGAGUCCCAGUCCGCUGGUAUGUAUGGAGGAGAGUCUUUGGAGAGUUCGUCUGGUCUCAUGUCCAGUAGCUCACAAGUGGGUGUGGUCAGGUCCACCCACGGGUUUAACGAGUACAACAGCUCCAGUACUUUAAUGGGAGAGAGUAGCUCCGUCUUUACUGCCCCACCCACUGAUAAUAAACCACACCUACCUAGCGAAGGGAACAAAGAAAAGAGCAAUGAAGAUGAAGAAGAUGUACCUAAUAAAAUUAAAGAUGUUGAUAAAGAUAAAGUAGCUGCUGAUUCCAAGAGCUGGCUGGGACGUCUCAAUCCGUUCAACUUAAUACCCAAAGGACCGAAACAAGGAUACCUACCUGAUGACAAGAACCCACGGAUAAUAUUUGAUAAAGAGAAAAACCGUUGGAUUGAUUUAGAUGCUGAUGAUCAGAAUGACAGUGGACCAGCUCCACCCCCUACAGACUCUGAACUUAAAUCAACCGCCGGUAUCAGUUCUACCUCUGGAGGGGUGGGCAGGGUAGGGGGAGGGGCUAGGGGUAGGCUGGCUAAGGCUCGUUAUGUUGAUGUUGCCAGAUCUAAUAAAACUCAAUUGACUGCCCCGCCCCCUUCAGCCUUAGCUCCACCCCCUGGUGGCUUAAUGCCCCUGGCUCAGGGAAUGCAGUUUAACCUGUUUGUACCAGCUCAGCCAAAUCAACAAAAUGACGGAGUAUCUAACUUUGAGUCGCUAUACAAUCCUGUCCCUGUCUCCUCUACUAGUGACACUCCUCCUACUGCUACUAAUGAGUCUCUAUCUAAUACAAUGACUCCAUCAGAAGUGACUUCAUCUUCUUCUUCUCAUACAAUUCAAUCACAGGAACACCUCGGGCCAUCAAUGGCUGUCUCUCGCUUUCCUCCAUCACAAAACCCUCACCACGUCCCUCAGGACCAGUCCUCAUUGUCAGUUUAUCAAACACCAGCUCCUCCUGCUACUGGCCAUCAGCCCCACCUACCUCCUGCCCCGCCCCCUCAGUCCAGGACGGAGAGGAGAACAGCUUCAGAAUCCUCUGAUGUCAGUAUAGGGGUACCAGAGGCUCAGGAUAAAAUGGAGCCUCCUAAACCACAGUUUUUCAAUCCUAAUGACUUCACUAACAUGAGAAGAACAGCUGCAACUGCUCCUCAUCAAAGGAGCGAUCCUUUUCCAGACAAUGUGUCUGAUGCCAGUAUCCUUAGCGAAUUCUCACAGGAAGUUAGUCAAAUUAAUAAACAAGCUAUGAGUCGUCAGAGGUUAAGACCGGGUUCAAGACCGCGGUACCAGUAUCCUCCUAGCAACUGGCAGCAAGGCCAGCCCCGCCCAACUCAGGCUCCGCCUCCUGGGCCUCAAGGAAACUGGUUAUAAUUUAUUGAUUAUAUUAAUUAUUAUUAUUAAUUUAAUUAAAUUAAAUUUAUACAAUUUUUAUUUUGUACUAUA